Messenger RNA from Pipra filicauda (Wire-tailed manakin), 1653 nucleotides. It is a transcript of the gene KCNQ1, whose product is annotated as potassium voltage-gated channel subfamily Q member 1. Bases 1 to 1602 code for a protein of 533 amino acids. Gene Ontology annotation, molecular function: voltage-gated potassium channel activity. The record is from RefSeq and is a predicted model, not a curated record. The transcript has 13 exons. Gene Ontology annotation, biological process: potassium ion transport; transmembrane transport. Gene Ontology annotation, cellular component: membrane; voltage-gated potassium channel complex. Lineage: Eukaryota; Metazoa; Chordata; Aves; Passeriformes; Pipridae.
AUGUCCUCCAGCUCCCCGCCGGGCGAGCCGAAGAGCCGCAGCCUGGGCCGGCUGUCGCUGCCCAGGAGAGGCAGCAUGACGCCCGGCAAGAAGCCGUCGGCGCUGGAGCUGGCCGAGAGCACCCCAAACGCCCACUACGCCCCGCUGUCCGCCCCGCAGGGCGGGCAGGCUCCGCCGGGCUGCGGCCCGGAGCCGGUGCGGGAGCGGGCGCCGCGGCUGCGGAGCGAGGUGGUGAUGGUGAGCGCCGACUGCCCGCGGCCCCCCGUCAGCCUGGACCCCCGCGUCUCUAUCUACAGCCUCCGCAAGCCCCUGCUGAGCCGUAGCAGCGUCCAGGGCAGGGUCUACAACUUCUUGGAGCGGCCCACGGGCUGGAAGUGCUUCGUGUACCACUUCACCGUCUUCCUUAUUGUGCUGAUAUGCCUUAUCUUCAGUGUGCUUUCUACAAUUGAACAGUAUGCAGCUCUUGCUACAGGGACAUUAUUUUGGAUGGAAAUUGUGUUAGUGGUAUUCUUUGGAACAGAGUAUGUGGUUCGGCUAUGGUCAGCAGGAUGCCGCAGUAAAUAUGUUGGAAUAUGGGGAAGGCUUCGUUUUGCUAGGAAACCUAUUUCAAUCAUUGAUUUAAUUGUUGUUGUUGCUUCCAUGAUAGUUCUUUGUGUGGGCUCUAAAGGUCAAGUCUUUGCAACCUCAGCUAUCAGGGGCAUCCGUUUUCUGCAGAUUUUACGAAUGCUACAUGUUGAUCGUCAGGGGGGCACGUGGAGGCUGCUGGGAUCAGUGGUGUUCAUACACAGACAGGAACUGAUAACUACUCUCUACAUUGGAUUUCUGGGCCUGAUUUUUUCCUCUUAUUUUGUAUACCUGGCCGAGAAAGAUGCCGUAAAUGAUUCUGGAGAAACAGAGUUUGGCAGCUAUGCAGAUGCCCUGUGGUGGGGAGUAGUGACUGUUACAACUAUUGGCUAUGGAGAUAAAGUGCCUCAGACUUGGAUAGGAAAGACCAUUGCAUCUUGUUUUUCAGUAUUUGCAAUUUCAUUUUUUGCACUACCUGCGGGAAUUCUUGGUUCAGGCUUUGCCCUAAAGGUACAACAGAAACAAAGACAGAAACAUUUCAACCGUCAAAUUCCAGCUGCUGCCUCACUCAUACAGACUGCAUGGAGAUGCUACGCUGCAGAAAACCCAGACUCUUCUACAUGGAAAAUAUACAUUCGAAAACCUGCCAGGAAUUACCAUUUGCUGUCACCCAGUCCAAAACCAAAGAAAUCAGUGAUGGUUAAAAAGAAGAAAUUUAAGUUAGACAAGGACAAUGGGCCUUCUUCUCCGGAUAGGAUGUUGGCUAUACCACACAUCACUUAUGACCAUGUGGCGGAGGACAGGAAACCUCAUUUCAAUUUUGAAGCGUAUGAAAAUUCUGAUUGUCAGCGCUCCUGGCCAUCCUUUUCCGCAGACCAGCAGUCUUCCAGUGCUCCUUCCUCUCCAGUGAAAAAAAGCCCGACGUUUUUAGAUGUGAACACAGGACCCAUCAUCAGGACCAGCAGCUUUGCUGAUGAGCUUGACCUGGAGGGUGAGACACUGCUGACCCCAAUAACUCACAUCUCACAGGAAGCCUGAGGAGAAUGAGAGAAAAGUAGCUGAUUACCUCAAAUCAUGUUUGUUCAUGGC